Messenger RNA from Colletotrichum chrysophilum, 1200 nucleotides. RefSeq lists its product as uncharacterized. The transcript has a single exon. The coding region runs from base 1 to 1200 and encodes 399 amino acids. Gene Ontology annotation, molecular function: protein binding. Gene Ontology annotation, cellular component: cytoplasm; nucleus. The record is from RefSeq and is a predicted model, not a curated record. Lineage: Eukaryota; Fungi; Ascomycota; Sordariomycetes; Glomerellales; Glomerellaceae.
AUGGGUAACAAUUUUGUGACGACAUACGCGCAGGAAAUUGAGCGCAUGAAGCAGCGAAUCUGUCAGACGAAAGAAGUCAACAGGUUGCGAUACCGUAUCAACCCUCGACCCGUACAUUACGAAGUCGAUCCCACGCCACUUUGUCCCGGGGCUCACUUCCCACCUCUCCCCCCGAAGUUACCACGGCCUGAAUAUACCUCCACGGCGAAUCUGAUCAAUAUUGACGACGACGACGAAGUCCACUUCUACGUGGCCUGCGAACAAGGCCUCCUCGACCGCGUAGUCACCUUCAUCCGCGAAAACGAAGCUAGCGAGGCAGUCUUGCAGUUCGGCCUCGAACAAGCUUCCUUCGGGAACCAACCGGCCGUUGCCCGGUGUCUGCUCGAGCGCGGCACUCUCCUUCACAACAAUGUGUUUGGCCGGGGCGAGUUUGACAGACACUCCAAGUCCAGGUAUCCCAGUGAUGUCACGAUAUUUGACAAGUCUGAACCGGCAAAAGACCUCGUACCUCUCAUCCAGGUCUACCUCGAUUGGGGUUGGCACCCGAACCAGGCUUGGUGCCGCGCGCUCGAAGAUGAAGGCCAGACACCGCUCGUGAUCAAGGCGUGCCUGCUUAAUCGGCCGCUCGUCGAGCUGCUCUUGAAGCACGGGGCGAACCCGGACAUUGGAGAGAAUUCCCUAUUGGCAAAUGCAGAGGAGCUGCCUUUAAAGAGCUCAGGGGGGGAUGCUGUCAAUUUUGCGGCCCAGUUGGGAGACAUCUCCCUCGUCGACCUCCUCUUGGCUUCCGGCGCCGAGCCACGGAUCACGAAACCGUUCGUCAGCCUCGUCUCUAGCCAAGUGGAUACUGAACAGGCCGAUUUCGGCCGAGUGCCAUUCUCCCAGCGCCGGUCGAUGGCUGAACAUGUUCUCGUCGCGGGCAUCGGCGGUGUCAACGACGUGAAGUGGGUACCGAACCGACACGGUGGCGUUGCGUACCAGGUGGGGAGUGGUUAUGACACUACGGCCUUUGCGCACGCUUGCGCGGCGCAGGACUGGGAGUAUGCGGAGUGGUUGCUAGAGAAGGGCGCCGACCCUGAGUUGCUUGACGGCCUGGCGCUUAGAAAACAAUGGUGGAUAGACGGGCUUAUUGGACCGAACGAUCCCGAGACUGUGAGAAAGCUGGUGGACAAGGUCAAAGGCAAACAUCUGGUUGCCCAGUGA